GAGUCGGUGGCAGUGGUUCCGCGGUCUCCCGGUUGCUUUCAGGCCGGGGCGGAGGUUUUGCUUCCGUGGCUUCCUAGCCCAAGGGGUGAGGCUGUUAGCUGCAGUGAGCCCGUUUUCUCUUCACUCGGCCUGUCAAAGCGGCGCAGGGGCCGCGAUUAGCUUCCUGCCCCGCGACAGCUGCACUUCUGGCUUGCCGGGGCGAACCGAGGGGCUCGGAGACCUUCAGCCACGCGAGGCCCGCCAGUGAGCAGUCAGAAAUCACCUCGGCUUUGGCCCACGCCUGCUCCCCGGUGACAGUCGUCCGCCCUAUCCGCGUCUAGCUGGCGACAACCGCAGGGGUUCACUUUUGGCCGUCAGCUGUCCCUUUCCCCCCAACACAUCGCUUGACAUCUGAAGAAGUAUUUGAUUUGGAUGGGAUACCCAGGGUUGAUGUUCUGAAGAACCACUUGGUGAAAGAAGGUCGAGUAGAUGAAGAAAUUGCGCUUAGAAUUAUCAAUGAGGGUGCUGCCAUCCUUCGGAGAGAGAAAACCAUGAUAGAAGUAGAAGCUCCAAUCACAGUGUGUGGUGACAUCCAUGGCCAAUUUUUUGAUCUGAUGAAACUUUUUGAAGUAGGAGGAUCACCUGCUAAUACACGAUACCUUUUUCUUGGCGAUUAUGUGGACAGAGGUUAUUUUAGUAUAGAGUGUGUCUUAUAUUUAUGGGUUCUGAAGAUUCUAUACCCAAGCACAUUAUUUCUUCUGAGAGGCAACCAUGAAUGCAGACACCUUACUGAAUAUUUUACCUUUAAGCAGGAAUGUAAAAUUAAGUAUUCGGAAAGAGUCUAUGAAGCUUGUAUGGAAGCUUUUGAUAGUUUGCCUCUUGCUGCACUUUUAAACCAACAGUUUCUUUGUGUUCAUGGUGGACUUUCACCAGAAAUACACACACUGGAUGAUAUUAGGAGAUUAGAUAGAUUCAAAGAGCCACCUGCAUUUGGACCAAUGUGUGACUUGUUAUGGUCCGAUCCUUCUGAAGAUUUUGGAAAUGAAAAAUCACAGGAACAUUUUAGUCACAAUACAGUUCGAGGAUGUUCUUAUUUUUAUAACUAUCCAGCAGUGUGUGAAUUUUUGCAAAACAAUAAUUUGUUAUCGAUUAUUAGAGCUCAUGAAGCUCAAGAUGCAGGCUAUAGAAUGUACAGAAAAAGUCAAACUACAGGGUUCCCUUCAUUAAUAACAAUUUUUUCGGCACCUAAUUACUUAGAUGUCUACAAUAAUAAAGCUGCUGUAUUAAAGUAUGAAAAUAAUGUGAUGAAUAUUCGACAGUUUAACUGUUCUCCACAUCCUUACUGGUUGCCUAAUUUUAUGGAUGUCUUCACGUGGUCUUUACCGUUUGUUGGAGAAAAAGUGACAGAAAUGUUGGUAAAUGUUCUGAGUAUUUGCUCUGAUGAUGAACUAAUGACUGAAGGUGAAGACCAGUUUGAUGAACGGCUCAUAUAUGGCAAUAAAAAAGUAGGUUCAGCUGCAGCCCGGAAAGAAAUCAUAAGAAACAAAAUUCGAGCAAUUGGCAAGAUGGCAAGAGUCUUCUCUGUUCUCAGGGAGGAGAGUGAAAGUGUGCUGACACUCAAGGGCCUGACUCCCACAGGGAUGUUGCCUAGUGGAGUGUUAGCUGGAGGACGGCAGACCCUGCAAAGUGCCACAGUUGAGGCUAUUGAGGCUGAAAAAGCAAUACGAGGAUUCUCUCCACCACAUAGAAUCUGCAGUUUUGAAGAGGCAAAGGGUUUGGAUAGGAUCAAUGAGAGAAUGCCACCUCGGAAAGAUGCUGUACAGCAAGAUGGUUUCAAUUCUCUGAACACCGCACAUGCCACUGAGAACCACGGGACGGGCAACCAUACUGCCCAGUGACCCACUACUUCCCAGGGACUCUCACAUCUCGGGCCCCAAAUGGACAGAUCACCCGAGGAGCUGGAGGGGUCGGCCAAGCUGACUGUAAAUUUCACAGUCUCUCUGAAGAAACCAUUGUGCUUCUGAGACCCUAGCCCCCUUCCUGGAUGGAGGCUUGAGGGCCCUGGGACAUGUGCUAUCUGAUAAGAUUGGGUCAUCGCUGCCAAGGUGGAGAGCAGUGAGCAAGGGGCUUGGGGCAAUUUCCAGUGGAGGGCAUCCACACCUCCAUUUUAUGCUUGUGGUUCACACAUUUAAGUUUACAAAUCAGAUUUCUUUUCCCCUUCAGUAGAAUUAGAUUUUGUUUUUCAAUCAUGAUUUCAAAUGCAAUCCUAAGAGCUAAUGUGGACUUUUCUUUUUCCAUGAAAUGUCUUUAAAGGAUGAAUUAGCAUGGUCUUAAAAUACAUUUCUGAGGUUACUAGCUGUAUUUUGAAUUGUGAGCAAAAUGCCGAGAAACCCAGUUGGCAUUUAUACAAAAUGUUGACCUCAGGUCUAUAGUUCUUAAAUGUGGCUAAUUCUGUAACAUAGUCUUGGUAUUUUUUAAUUAUGAAUGCAUAUCCUAUUUCCAGGCAGGCUCUCUUACUUGAACACAAAUCCAAAAACUAAUUUAGAGUCUUUUUUGCCCAGAUCUUUUAAGACUUACACCCCAGAGAUUUAAGAAGAAAACCUCUAAAUUUCAAAAUUAUGAAGAAUUACAGAAUUACUCAUUUAAGGUACUUUAAAAGAAGUUUGUACAUUGUCAAAGUAAAUUUUAAUUCAAAUCAUGUCUGUAAAACUUGACGUAUUUUGUGUAUGCAUGUUUUCAUUUUGCAAAUAUUUAAUAUAUAGACCUAUGAUGUACAGGUACGACAUGUAUAGGUUACCUAGAUGUUAUGAGAAAUUUUAGUUUAUUGUGAGUACUCAAGUUGCUUAGAGAGCCACCAGGGUGAUUUGCUGCUGGCUUUCUAUCAUUUUUAUGUUUUAAUGCAAAGGAAAUUUUAAAAUGUUCUGGAAGUGUUUUUGAUUAAGCAAUGCAGCCUAGAAGCAAUGGUUCUGUUCAAUCAUUCAGAUGUUAGUGGAAGCAUAAAAGUCAAGACUGCAUGUUGAAACCUUUCUUUUGAUAGUUACUGAACUGCUUGGUUAAACUAAAUGGAACCAUGUGCUAAUUUUUCACAAUUAUUGACCUGUAUUGAUUGCCACUGUAGUUUGGUAUUUCCCUUUACUUUGGUGGCCUGCUUCCCUCAUGCCCUGGAAUACAACUCAGAGCUCCAGGCAGCGGAACCAUCUAUUGUUUUGUUUGCCAGAAAGUGCACCCUGUAUGGUCUCCUGUCUAAGUUGGAAAUAUUAUGCAUGUGCAGGACUAUUCGAGUAUUUUAUAAACAGUAGCACACAAUAAAUUCCAUGCAUGGGCCGCUGCUCCUAUCUCUGUGUUGGGUUUUAUUUGGAAGAUGCAAUCUGAUUUGUCCUUUUGAUGCAAAUCAGAAAAUCCUGUUACUAGAGCUGGGAUGUCCUCCGGAGAUUAUCUCGUGGAUAGUUCAUGGUAAUUUGAUUAAUUAAAUUCUUUAUAAAUUUUGCCUUAAAAAAAACUUUUGUUAUAUACUUGUUUUACAUGAGCAUUAGUAACUGAGCACUAGAGGACUUUGAAUGCCUACUGUAGGCCUCCUAAGUCUAAUAUUUAAGAUCACUGUUUAUUGUCUUUUAAUUGAAAGAAAAUAUGUUAUUGUCUAGAAUUUUGUUAUAGUGGUAUUGGGAAUUUACUGGGUGUUCUAACAAUAAGAAAAAUAUUAGUGAUAA
Molecule: messenger RNA, 3686 nt
Organism: Homo sapiens (human)
Lineage: Eukaryota; Metazoa; Chordata; Mammalia; Primates; Hominidae
Gene: PPP3CB
Product: protein phosphatase 3 catalytic subunit beta
Exons: 15
Coding region: 531-1877 (448 amino acids)
Biological process (GO): calcineurin-NFAT signaling cascade; positive regulation of insulin secretion involved in cellular response to glucose stimulus; regulation of synaptic vesicle endocytosis
Cellular component (GO): glutamatergic synapse; plasma membrane; cytoplasm
Molecular function (GO): protein serine/threonine phosphatase activity; calmodulin-dependent protein phosphatase activity; hydrolase activity
Source: RefSeq, a predicted model, not a curated record